AUGGCGAACGUUCAGGUAAAGGACAUGCUAAAAGAUGAACGAAAAAGGAAUUAUGUUUCAUGUAAGAUCGCUCUUGAUAAAACAGGCGAGGCCGUGUUGCCUUUUACGGAGGACAAGCUCAAGGAUUUACAUCAGCAAAUUUCACUACAGGUUGGAAAUCAGCCUAUUUGUCAACAACGAUGCAGUAAGGUUAUGCGAGAUGUCAACAGAUGGUGCAUCACUUGUGGCUUGUGGAAACAAGCGUUGUUUGGAUUUCAUACCAAUCCAAGAGAACUGGUAUGGCACAAGCUUCAAUCAUGGGAUUGGCCAAAACAUCACAUGAACCUAGUUGAAGUAUUUAUGCUGCAAAAUUGGGAUAAAGCUAACAUGGAUGCAAGUGAUUUAUCAGUGGCGUUAACCGUGUGGAAAAAGUGUUCAGUCUUUCCUGCCACAAUAUUGCCUUUGGCUGACAAACUUCGGAAAAGCAGGAACAAGAUAGCUCACACAACAUCACUCGAUGAAAAUGACAAACAAAUUGUAUUUUAUAACAUAAAACAGGUUAUUCAACACGCAGAUGUGGUCUACUACUUUCAGAAUCCCCUCGAGAUACAAAACCUUAUCACCGACCUUGAAAAAGGUGACCUUUUUAAAUUUGAAAACGAGUUGAAUGAUAUAGUGAACAACACACAUGAACUGGAAAAGAGACUACUAACUGUUGCUACAAAGCUCAAAAAACCAUGUGGCCAGCAGCACUCGCCCGUACCCAGCGGCAGCCCUAUCUGUGGCAGCAUCGAGGAAGUCGUGGGGCCGCGCCCAACCGCCAGUGCCAGCGGCGCCUGCCACCCAUCUUCCGGUCUACGGCACUUCAAGCCAUCAAAGCACAGUCAUGAAGAGGGGCACUACUCGCGGCACCCGGUCAAGUAG
Mya arenaria is the source of this 903-nucleotide messenger RNA. RefSeq lists its product as uncharacterized. Bases 1 to 903 code for a protein of 300 amino acids. The transcript is spliced from 3 exons. NCBI's taxonomy places the organism in Eukaryota, Metazoa, Mollusca, Bivalvia, Myida, Myidae. The record is from RefSeq and is a predicted model, not a curated record.